Molecule: messenger RNA, 444 nt
Organism: Symbiodinium pilosum
Lineage: Eukaryota; Dinophyceae; Suessiales; Symbiodiniaceae
Source: the annotation of a GenBank genome assembly
AUGUCGCAAGGCUUCCAGACUUCUCAGCAAGCAUCCAACAGCCGACCACAGCAGCUUCCUUCUUUUUCUGUCCGUGACGGUGAGCUCGGUGCUGUUGGAAGUGCAUCGAGCACACAGCAGACAAAGGGAGCGGCAGCCCACGAAGAUAGGGAUGGAAGCGCAGUGGUUAGCCACAGAAGCAGUGCGGCGAGCAGUUCACUCCGUGAGGAGAGCGCAAAACUAUUGCCGGCGGCAGGUCAGCUGUUUGUUGCCGGUCCUGCAGCAGAGGGACAUGUUGAAUCAGCAGCUGGUCCAGAGUCUGGAAGCAUCCCAGUCAUGCCGAAAGGUACAAAUUUUCAAAGCGGAGAGCAAGCCUUGAGGGUUCGCAGCUGCAGUCACGGCAGCAGCAGAGCAAGCAGUGCAGAAAUCCAGACAUUGAGCCCUGGUGCUGAAGCAGAGCAUCCA